Molecule: messenger RNA, 590 nt
Organism: Teleopsis dalmanni
Lineage: Eukaryota; Metazoa; Arthropoda; Insecta; Diptera; Diopsidae
Product: autophagy protein 5-like
Exons: 3
Coding region: 138-536 (132 amino acids)
Biological process (GO): autophagosome assembly; cellular response to nitrogen starvation; nucleophagy
Cellular component (GO): Atg12-Atg5-Atg16 complex; cytoplasm; phagophore assembly site membrane
Source: RefSeq, a predicted model, not a curated record
GGCAACUAUGCUAUUUUGUACCUAUAUGAGACGUAAAUUCUUGUCAAUGCGUUAAUCUGGGAAUAUAUGUGUAUUUGAUUAAUAUGUGAUUAUUACGAGCAAUAUAAGUUAUUUUGCCCGUUUUUUCUAUUUUCAUAAUGUCAUAUGACAGAGAAAUCCUACGGUCAGUUUGGGAUGGACGGGUUGCUAUGUGUUUCCAGGCUGAUCCCAAUGAAAUUAAUGGAUUACAGCAACCGGAUAGCUUUUAUAUGAUAGUACCUCGUCUUAGUUAUUUAACAAUAGUCACUGAUAAGAUCAAAAAGUACUUUAAUCGGUUUGUUACUCAUGUAUCUGAGGGGCAUAUUUGGUUUGACUAUGCUGGUGUUCCAUUGCGAACCCAUUACCCAAUAGCUAAACCUAAAGUUAAAAGCCCUCUUUAUGAGAGAAGGACCUUUAUAUUACUAUUAUGUGACAUCUCUAUACCUAAGCUGUUUGCGUUUCUGCAAAUUGAUUUAAAAUAUAAUAAAAUAUAUUUCAUGACAAAUUUAUUGUUUUAAUAAUUGUACUUUCAUUAUUUGUAUUUAAAUUUAAAUAAAUAUUGAGAUUUCUAG